This is a messenger RNA of Neltuma alba, 759 nucleotides long. RefSeq names its product 60S ribosomal protein L35. The record is from RefSeq and is a predicted model, not a curated record. Bases 98 to 469 code for a protein of 123 amino acids. Gene Ontology annotation, biological process: maturation of LSU-rRNA from tricistronic rRNA transcript (SSU-rRNA, 5.8S rRNA, LSU-rRNA); translation. Gene Ontology annotation, cellular component: ribosome; cytosolic large ribosomal subunit. NCBI's taxonomy places the organism in Eukaryota, Viridiplantae, Streptophyta, Magnoliopsida, Fabales, Fabaceae. Gene Ontology annotation, molecular function: mRNA binding; structural constituent of ribosome. The transcript has 4 exons.
AUAAAAACACUCGCCGUUGGGACCCCCGACCUUGGGUUUAUUUCCACGGAGCCGGAGGGAAAGAGGCGCCGCUGCGAAAGCUUGGAAGAACACAGCAAUGGCGAGAAUCAAGGUUCAUGAACUGAGGGAGAAGACGAAGGCUGAGCUGCUCAACCAGCUCAAGGAUCUGAAGGCUGAGCUUGCUUUGCUCAGAGUUGCUAAGGUCACUGGCGGUGCACCGAACAAACUUUCCAAGAUUAAGGUGGUCAGGUUGUCCAUAGCUCAGGUGUUGACCGUCAUAUCUCAGAAGCAGAAGGCUGCAUUGAGGGAGGCAUACAAGAACAAGAAGUUUUUGCCUCUUGAUCUGCGCCCUAAGAAGACUAGGGCUAUCCGUAGAAGGCUCACUAAGCACCAGGCAUCAUUGAAGACCGAAAGACAAAAGAAAAAGGAUACAUACUUUUCCAUGAGGAAAUAUGCCAUCAAGGUGUAGGAUAUUUGGGCUAUCUUCUGUGUGUUUUUUAUAUUAGUGACAAUUUUUUUUUUUAAUUGAGUUCAUGUUUUGUUAUGAGUUUUUGGUGAUUGGUGUUCCCUCUAUACUCUACUAGGUUUGCUGGAGUGUCAUUCUAUGAAUAGAAUGCAGUUCAGUUUUGAUGCUUCUGUUUUUGUUUUUCAUUCGGCAUAACCUUUGAUAAAAAAGGAGGGGAAUGACGCAAGUUAGUACUUGGUCAAAUAAUGAAGGUUCUUUGGUAUUUUUUAGGGGUUGUUUGGAUGCUCCAAUAA